AAAGUUUCAUUUGUUUUAAACACGUUUAACGUAAAACAACCAAGACAACGUGUAAAAAUCGAAUAAUUUUAUUUUACCAAUAAAAAAAGUUAAACAUUUUUGGUGUUUUACCCCAAAAAAAAGUGAACGGAUAUAAACAAUCAGUGAAAAACAAAAAUUUUUUUGUUUACAAAGCUCCCUUCCAAACCAAAUUUAUUUAGAAAUACAAAACAAAUCUUAAAGAUGUUUGAAAACUCUAAAUCUAAGAUCUUGUUAGUGGCGUCAGUGCUAACCAGUUUUCUAACAUUGACUCAUGCUCUACACAGCUUUCCCAAAUUGUGUGAAGUGCGUAAUUUCGAUGAGUUUCAACAGCAAACGGGCAAAGUCUAUAAAGAUGAAAAAGAGAAACAAUUCAGAGAGUCUAUAUUUAUGGGCACGAAAGCAGUGGUGGAUAUGGGUAAUAAAUAUGCAGCUUUGGGUUUGAGUUCUUUUCACAUGAACCUAAAUAUAUUGGCCGAUUUGACUCACAAGGAGGUGGGCAAGUUAUUAGGUUCGAAGAUCACCUUUACGGGAGAAGAAAUCACUUCGAAACAUGUUAAUUUUGUUACCGCCAAAACGAACACACAAAAUUUACCCGAUCAUUUUGAUUGGCGUGAAUUGGGUGGUGUUACCCCAGCCGGUUUUCAAGGUUUAGAUUGUGGUUCUUGCUGGUCCUUUGCCACCAUAGGUGCUUUGGAGGGUCAUCUGUUUAGACGUACUGGUCUAUUGAUCCCCCUGUCUGAACAGAAUUUGGUGGAUUGUGCCGAAGAUUAUGGCAGCAUGGGUUGCGACGGUGGUUUCCAAGAAUAUGGUUUUGAAUACAUACGUGAUCAUGGUGUCUCUUUGGAGGCUAAAUAUCCCUAUACCGAAAUGGAAAAUGCCCAAUGUGGCCGUAAUGAAACCUAUGAUAAGGGAGUAUUUAUAAGAGAUUAUGCUCGCAUUAAGCCGGGUGACGAGGAGAAAAUGAAAGAAGUUAUUGCUACUUUGGGCCCCAUAGCUUGUUCCAUUAAUGCUGAUCUCAUCUCCUUCGGGCAAUACAGUGGUGGUAUUUUUGAUGAUGAUGCCUGUAAUCAGGGUGAAGUUAAUCAUUCGGUUGUGGUUGUGGGUUAUGGUACCGAAAAUGGACGUGAUUAUUGGAUCAUCAAGAAUUCGUAUUCUUCUAAUUGGGGAGAGAAUGGUUUUAUGAAACUCCCACGUAAUGAGAAUAGUUUUUGUGGCGUGGCUAGUGAAUGUAGUUAUCCCCUACUGUAAAUGUUGCUUUGUAGUAUAUUAUAAUUGUUUUAUUAAACAAAAUUAAUUUUAAGUUUUAAGACAAAUUGUUGUUUUUGUUAUAGUAAUUAUUUAAAUUUAAAAAGUUUAGAAAAAUUGUAUACGAAUGGAAUAAAUGAAUAAAU
This is a messenger RNA of Lucilia cuprina (Australian sheep blowfly), 1412 nucleotides long. RefSeq names its product procathepsin L. Gene Ontology annotation, cellular component: lysosome. The coding region runs from base 223 to 1269 and encodes 348 amino acids. NCBI's taxonomy places the organism in Eukaryota, Metazoa, Arthropoda, Insecta, Diptera, Calliphoridae. The transcript is spliced from 3 exons. Gene Ontology annotation, molecular function: cysteine-type endopeptidase activity. The record is from RefSeq and is a predicted model, not a curated record.